Sciurus carolinensis (gray squirrel) is the source of this 739-nucleotide messenger RNA. It is a transcript of the gene Rbm8a, whose product is annotated as RNA binding motif protein 8A. Lineage: Eukaryota; Metazoa; Chordata; Mammalia; Rodentia; Sciuridae. The coding region runs from base 58 to 579 and encodes 173 amino acids. Gene Ontology annotation, cellular component: exon-exon junction complex; cytoplasm; nucleus. Gene Ontology annotation, biological process: RNA splicing. The record is from RefSeq and is a predicted model, not a curated record. Gene Ontology annotation, molecular function: mRNA binding. The transcript is spliced from 6 exons.
GUUUCCCGCGGUGCCUAGUUCCUAAGCGGUACAGACUAGCGCUUGUACGGAGGCAAGAUGGCUGACGUGCUGGAUCUUCAUGAGGCCGGGGGCGAGGAUUUCGCCAUGGAUGAGGAUGGGGACGAGAGCAUCCACAAACUUAAAGAAAAGGCGAAAAAAAGAAAGGGCCGCGGCUUUGGUUCAGAGGGGUCCCGAGCGCGGAUGCGUGAGGAUUAUGACAGUGUGGAGCAGGAUGGUGAUGAACCUGGACCACAACGCUCUGUUGAAGGCUGGAUUCUCUUUGUCACUGGAGUCCAUGAAGAAGCCACUGAAGAAGACAUUCACGACAAAUUUGCAGAAUAUGGGGAAAUAAAAAACAUCCACCUCAACCUGGAUAGGCGUACAGGAUACCUGAAGGGUUAUACUCUAGUCGAAUAUGAAACAUACAAAGAGGCCCAGGCUGCUAUGGAAGGACUCAAUGGCCAGGAUUUGAUGGGACAGCAGAUCAGCGUGGAUUGGUGUUUUGUUCGGGGUCCACCCAAAGGCAAGAGAAGAGGUGGACGAAGACGCAGCAGGAGUCCAGACCGGAGACGUCGUUGACAAUUCCUCUGUUAUCCAGAUGGUCUCUCCAAGAUUCCAUUUGGCCAUGCAGCCGUCAAGAAAUAGGGCUGAGGUGGAACUCACUGUUUAUAUUUAAUCUGUUACCCUGCUUAAUGUUUCUUUUGAGUCAUGAAUAAAUGUCCCAUUUUGGUUUUCUACA